AUGAUGAACAUAAAGAGCGCGCUGGGUGUGACAUACACCACAUGGACUGCCACCAACCCAUGCCGCUAUGCUCGAUCCGCGGUGGCCGUUGCAGGCGAGUGGAACGGCGUCACCUGCGUGAACGGCAAGGUGUCCGACAUAAACCUGCCGGGAAAUCUCUUCAACUACCGCCUCGACUCCUUCACCACCAACCUCCGAUCCUUGCCAGAGCUGGCUCUCCUUCAUUCAACCUCUGUUUCACAUGCUGCCACUCAUCUCAUCGCCACCUUCACCAUCUCUGCUCCUCUCGCAGUGCCCUGCACGACAACUACUUCCCUUUAUGCACCUGCCCCCUCACUGCCCUCCCCCCUCGCCAGCGGUGCUAGAUUCAACUACUUGAUCGGCACUGUGCCCGCGCUCGGCCCUUUGCUGGUCCUGCUGGACAUUCAGGGCAACUUCAUAACGGACGUGCCGGCAGCCACCUACACGUACUGCGGGGGCUACUUCAACUGCCUGCCCACGCCCUCCAAGUGCCCCAGCGGUGGCACCACUCAGCGAUCUGCCGCAGCUUGUAGCGUCUGCGGCACCACCAACGGCGUUGGCCCCUUCUGCGCGUCGACGGGAGGGGUGUGCUCAGUGGACGCGGCUGCACUCGUCACUGCCGGCACUGUGAACUCGCCCUCGCAGCCCGUGCUGCCCAUGUCAUGUGUGGGCGGGACACCUGUCAUGAAUGCUGCUGAUUUCGCCGCCAUGCAGAACAUCAAGACCACGCUGGGUGUGACCUACACCACUUGGACCUCCACCGCUCCAUGCCGCAAUGCUCGAUCUGCGGUGGCCCUUGCGGGCGAGUGGACGGGCGUCACCUGCACCGACACUGGCAAGGUUUCUGACAUAGGCAUUGCCGGCAACUACCUGAUGGGGUCCGUGCCUGCACUGGCCACACAGCUGCGCACCUUGGACCUGCGCUUCAACUUCCUCACCGACUUCCCAGCAGUCGCCUACUCCUCGUGUGGCGGCGCCGGCAACUGCCUGCUCACGCCCUCCAAGUGCGCCACCCUCGGCACGGCUCAGCGGGCUGCGGCGGAGUGUGCCUUCUGCAGCACCACCAACGGCGUGGGCCCUUUCUGCGCUGCGACGGGCGGAGUGUGCACGCUGGACGCGGCUGCGCGCGUCACUGCCGGCACCGUGAACGCGCCGGCGCAGGCUGUGCUGCCCAUGGCGUGUGUGGGCGGGACGACUGUGGCCAUCAAAGAGAGCACAGGGCAGGUGAGCAGUGGGUGUGUGCGUGCAGCAGCACAUUUGGGGAUGACAGCAAUGUGUGAUGGUCUAGUCCAGUGCUGUUGCAUCAUCAGGGCGCUGAGCUGCGUGGGACUGUGCUGCUCGGGGCGCUGGGCUGUCUGCGAGGGCCCUUGUCCCCCCUGCGGUUCCUCACGUGCUCCUUGGGGCGUCCCCCCAUCUCCCGCUGCCUACAUUAUUGCCCCUUACCACCCCGUGCCCCUCACCUCACCAGCCAUGCUCGCACUCAAGUCUUCGCUCGGCGUCACUCUCACCACGUGGGCUGCCACUGUGCCAUGCCAACUUGCGGGGCAGACCACCACGGUUGCAGUGUGGACUGGUGUGCUCUGUGACAGCACUGGCAGUGUCGUGAGCAUAACCCAGACCAACUCAAACCUCAAGGGCUCACUCCCCACUGACAUCUCCACGCUCACAGCCCUCACCUUCCUGCGGAUGAUGCUGGUGUAUUGUCUCGUCACCCACUCUUGUUUCCCUCUCAAUCCCCCAACCGGUGGUUCACAUGCCGCCACUUGUCUCAUCGCCGCCCUCCCCAUCUCCUCCUGUCGCAGCGCUGCGCACUACAACUACUUUGGUGCGGUGUACAACUACUUCAUCGGCACGGUGCCGGCGAUCGCAUCGAAGCUGAGCACGUUGGACGUGCGCGGCAACUUCGUCACGGACGUGCCCACGGGCAGCUACUCCUGGUGCGGGGGCGCGGGCAACUGCCUGCUGACGCCCGCCAAGUGCACCAGUGGAGGCUCCGCCCAGAGGCCAGCGGCGGACUGUGCCAUCUGCGGCACCACCAACGCCGUGGGCCCUUUCUGUGCGUCGACGGGCGGAGUGUGCACGCUGGACGCGGCUGCGCGCGUCACUGCCGGCACCGUGAACGCGCCGGCGCAGCCUGCGCUGCCCAUGGCGUGUGUGGGCGGGACGACUGUGGCCAUCAAGGAGAGCACAGCCAUGCUCGCACUCAAGUCUUCGCUCGGCGUCACUCUCACCACGUGGGCUGCCACUGUGCCAUGCCAACUUGCGGGGAAGACCACCACGGUUGCAGUGUGGACUGGUGUGCUCUGUGACAGCACUGGCAGUGUCGUGAGCAUAACCCAGACCAACUCAAACCUCAAGGGCUCACUCCCCACUGACAUCUCCACGCUCACAGCCCUCACCUUCCUGCGGAUGAUGCUGGUGUAUUGUCUCGUCACCCACUCUUGUUUCCCUCUCAAUCCCCCAACCGGUGGUUCACAUGCCGCCACUUGUCUCAUCGCCGCCCUCCCCAUCUCCUCCUGUCGCAGCGCUGCGCACUACAACUACUUUGGUGCGGUGUACAACUACUUCAUCGGCACGGUGCCGGCGAUCGCAUCGAAGCUGAGCACGUUGGACGUGCGCGGCAACUUCGUCACGGACGUGCCCACGGGCAGCUACUCCUGGUGCGGGGGCGCGGGCAACUGCCUGCUGACGCCCGCCAAGUGCACCAGUGGAGGCUCCGCCCAGAGGCCAGCGGCGGACUGUGCCAUCUGCGGCACCACCAACGCCGUGGGCCCUUUCUGUGCGUCGACGGGCGGAGUGUGCACGCUGGACGCGGCUGCGCGCGUCACUGCCGGCACCGUGAACGCGCCGGCGCAGCCUGCGCUGCCCAUGGCGUGUGUGGGCGGGACGACUGUGGCCAUCAAGGAGAGCACAGCCAUGCUCGCACUCAAGUCUUCGCUCGGCGUCACUCUCACCACGUGGGCUGCCACUGUGCCAUGCCAACUUGCGGGGCAGACCACCACGGUUGCAGUGUGGACUGGCGUGCUCUGUGACAGCACUGGCAGUGUCGUGAGCAUCAAUCUGGCGCAGAAUCUCUUCAACACCCGCCUCGACUCCUUCACCACCAACCUCCAAUCCUUGCCCGUCCUGGCCAACCUCGGUGCUGUCUACAACUACUUGAUUGGUACCGUGCCCGCGCUUGCCUCUGGGCUGCGCUCUCUGAACGUGCGAGGAAACUUCCUCACGGACGUGCCAGCAGCCACGUACACGUACUGCGGGGGCGACACCAACUGCCUGCUCACGCCCUCCAAGUGCACCACCACUGGCACCACUCAGCGGCCUCCCGCAGCUUGUGCCAUCUGCGGCACCACCAAUGGUGUUGGCCCAUUCUGUGCGGCAGGCGGAGUGUGCGUAGCGGACGCCACUGCAGCCGUCACUGCCGGCACUGUGAACUCAAACUCACAGCCCGUGCUGCCCCUGGCGUGCUCGGCACCGCCCGUGCUCGUGAAAGAAAGCGCAGCCAUGCUCGCCCUAAAGCUCGAGCUCGGCGUCUCUUUCACCACCUGGGCGGCCACUGUGCCGUGCCAACUCGCGGGGCAGGCCGCCACAGUGAAAGUCUGGACUGGCGUGCUGUGUGACAGCACUGGGAGGGUCGUGAGCAUCAACCUGCCGGGCAAUUUCUUCAGAGACCGCCUCGACUCCUUCACCACGUCUCUUCGUUUUUUGCCACUCGCCGACAUCGGUGCGGUCUACAACUACCUCAUCGGCACCGUGCCUGCGCUCGCCUCCCAGCUGCGCUCUCUGGACGUGCGAGGAAACUUCCUCACGGAUGUGCCCACAGCCAACUACACGUUCUGUGGCUGUGCCGGGAACUGCAUGCUCACGCCCUCCAAGUGCAUCAGCAAUGGCACGGCUCAGCGGCCUGCGGCACAAUGUGCCUUCUGUGGCACCACCAACGGCGUGGGCCCCUUCUGUUGGGGGGCGGGAGGCGAGUGCGUGGCGGACGUGAUUGCUCUUUGGGAUGUCGGCAUCUUGAACUCGCCCUCGCAGCCCGUGCAGCCCCGUGCGUGCAUGGGCGGGUCCGUGCAGGCCAUUGCGCAGAGCGCAGCCAUGCUGGCGCUCAAGUCGUCGCUGGGCGUGACGUUCAACAGCUGGGCGGCGUCGGUGCCGUGCUCCGUGUGGAUGGUCUCGCCGUCCGUGCCCACGUGGCCCAACGUCAUCUGCGACGGCGAGGGCAAUGUGAUCGGGAUGUGA
Messenger RNA from Closterium sp. NIES-65, 4254 nucleotides. NCBI's taxonomy places the organism in Eukaryota, Viridiplantae, Streptophyta, Zygnematophyceae, Desmidiales, Closteriaceae. The record is from the annotation of a GenBank genome assembly.